Messenger RNA from Mesorhabditis belari, 5271 nucleotides. The record is from the annotation of a GenBank genome assembly. Lineage: Eukaryota; Metazoa; Nematoda; Chromadorea; Rhabditida; Rhabditidae.
AUGACUUAUGCCCGAAUUUAUCAAGGAGCCUUAUCCAUUUUCUUGCAUUCGAUUCUUUUCGAUCCUUCUGGAACCCCCACCUUCCUCACUUCCAUUUCAUCAACCAUGUCAGACGAGCAAGGAACCGGCGAGACAUUCGCCUUCCAGGCUGAGAUCGCUCAGUUGAUGUCAUUGAUCAUCAACACUUUCUACAGCAACAAGGAAAUCUUCUUGCGAGAAUUGGUCUCCAACUCGUCCGAUGCUCUUGACAAAAUCCGUUACCAAGCCCUCACCGAGCCCUCGGAGUUGGACUCGGGCAAAGAGUUGUUCAUCAAGAUCACCCCAAACAAGGCUGACAAGACGUUGACCAUCAUGGACACAGGAAUCGGAAUGACGAAAGCCGAUUUGGUGAACAAUUUGGGAACAAUCGCCAAGUCCGGAACGAAGGCUUUCAUGGAAGCUCUUCAGGCCGGUGCCGACAUCUCAAUGAUUGGUCAAUUUGGAGUCGGUUUCUACUCGGCUUUCCUCGUCGCCGACAAAGUCGUCGUCACCUCAAAGAAUAACGAUGAUGAUUGCCACGUGUGGGAGUCGUCAGCCGGCGGUAGCUUCAUCGUCACAUCUGUCAACGACCCGGAGUUGACACGAGGAACGAAGAUCGUUCUCUACAUGAAGGAAGACCAAACCGAAUACUUGGAAGAGCGAAGAAUCAAGGAAAUUAUCAAGAAACACUCGCAAUUCAUUGGAUAUCCAAUCAAAUUGGUCGUCGAGAAAGAGCGCGAGAAAGAGGUUGAAGAUGAUGAGGCUGAAGAGAAGAAAGAUGAGGAAAAGGAGAAGAAGGAAGGCGAGGUUGAGGACGUCGGAGAGGACGAGGACGCCGACAAGAAAGACAAGAAAAAGAAGAAGAUCAAGGAGAAAUAUUUCGAAGAUGAGGAGUUGAACAAGACGAAACCAAUCUGGACAAGAAAUCCGGAUGACAUCUCAAACGAGGAGUACGCCGAGUUCUACAAGAGUUUGAGCAACGAUUGGGAGGACCAUUUGGCCGUCAAACAUUUCAGUGUCGAGGGUCAACUCGAGUUCCGCGCUCUCCUCUUCGUCCCCCAACGUGCUCCAUUCGAUCUUUUCGAGAACAAGAAAUCGAAAAACUCCAUCAAAUUGUACGUCCGCCGUGUGUUCAUCAUGGAAAACUGUGAAGAGCUGAUGCCGGAAUAUCUCAAUUUCGUCAAGGGAGUCGUCGAUUCCGAGGAUCUCCCAUUGAACAUCUCUCGUGAAAUGCUGCAACAGAGCAAGAUCUUGAAGGUGAUUCGAAAGAAUUUGGUGAAGAAAUGCAUGGAGCUGUUCGACGAGAUCGCUGAAGAUAAAGACAACUUCAAGAAAUUCUACGAGCAAUUUGGAAAGAACAUGAAGCUCGGAAUCCACGAGGAUUCGACAAACAGAAAGAAGUUGGCCGAGUACUUGAGAUACGCAUCAUCGUCGACAGAAGAGGUCACCUCGUUGAAAGAUUACGUCUCGAGGAUGAAGGAGAACCAGAACCAAAUCUAUUACAUCACUGGCGAGUCGAGAGACUCAGUCUCUAAUUCGGCUUUCGUUGAACGUGUCCGAAAUCGUGGCUUCGAAGUGCUCUACAUGAUUGAUCCAAUCGAUGAGUACUGUGUGCAACAAUUGAAAGAAUAUGAUGGAAAGAAAUUGGUCUCCGUCACGAAAGAGGGUUUGGAGUUACCAGAGAGUGAGGAGGAGAAGAAGAAGUUCGAGGAGGACAAGGUGAAAUACGAGUCGCUCUGCAAGGUGAUCAAGGAUAUUUUGGAGAAAAAAGUUGAGAAAGUCGUUGUGUCAAAUCGUUUGGUGAAUUCACCGUGCUGCAUCGUCACAUCGGAAUAUGGAUGGUCGGCAAAUAUGGAGAGAAUCAUGAAGGCACAAGCACUUCGCGACUCAGCCACAAUGGGAUACAUGGCCGCAAAGAAGCAUCUAGAGUUGAACCCCGAUCACGCGAUCAUCAAAACUCUUCGUGAACGAGUCGAAGCUGAUAAGAGCGACAAAACGGUGAAAGAUCUCGUUGUUCUCCUUUUCGAGACCGCUCUUCUCUCGUCUGGAUUCACUCUUGAGGAACCAGCCUCGCACGCGUCAAGAAUCUAUCGAAUGGUGAAACUCGGUUUGGACAUUGGCGAGGAAGAGGAGGAUCAUCAAGUCUCAUCCGGCACAUCGCAGGAGGUGCCCAAAUUGGAGGGAGCCGACGAGGAUGCCUCUCGUAUGGAGGAAGUUCAACCGGAUAAAAUCGCCGAAUCAUCUUUUGGAAAACAUUUCGUGCCGGAGAAUGAGCCUUACAUUGCACCGAAAUGGAGCAACGAGGAGGAGAAGUAUUUCCCGUGCAGAGAUCGUGUCUGCGUUUGUGGAUAUUUUAACGGAACUGUGAAAGACGGAGAGUGCAUUCUGCCAUCAGGUUACACUCUCAAGAAAGCGCAUCGAAAAGAGAUUCGACAGUUAAGAGAUGAUGAACGAUUGGAGUUCGAGGCUGCGGUGAAUCGCUUGAAGCGAAGCGGGGAAUACAAUCGAGUGAGUCGAGUGCACAAGUAUUCGGGCGUGCACUCAGGACCCGGUUUCACGCUUUGGCAUCGAGAAUUUCUAAAGAGAUUCGAGUUGUUAUUCCGUCGUGCAAUGAGACCUGAAUAUGGACAUUAUUUGGGUAUUCCUUAUUGGGAUUCGACGUUGGACUCGGUGAUUCCCGAUCAAAGGCACACGGUGAUGUUCACUGAUGAGCUUCUGGGUACAACGGAUAAGGACAACUUUGUGCGGACAGGUCCCUACGCGAAUUGGACCACGAUGGAGGGAAAAGACGCGAUUGAGCGAACGAUUACCCAUGACAAUGAGGGAGAGUUUUUGUCUCGAGCUAGAGUUGAUUGGAUUAUCGACAAUGAUGAUUAUCGAGCUGUUCUAGCGGCAACUCUACCAAUAACCACUUGUCCAACGUAUUCCACACUGGAUGAUCGAUUUCUUGAAUACUCUCACGAUUAUGUUCAUUUCUUUAUUGGGGGUGACAUGAGUCGAUCUCAUUCUUCCUCAAAUGAUAUCGUCUUUUGUUUGCACCACUCAAUGAUUGACAACAUUUUCGAGAGUUUUCGACAAAAGAAACAAAACGAGAUCGAACGGGAAACGAUCUACCACAAAAACGAUGAGCGCUGUUUUCCACCAUGGCACAACGGGGAUCAUGUGAUGCCGUUUCUUCAUCCAUAUACGAAUUUGGAUGCUUUAUCAAAUGAUUAUACAAAGAAUAUGUACGAGUUUGCGCCAAGACCAACGUGCGGUCGGAGAGAGAUGGAUUAUUUCUUUUUCUGUCACAUUUACGAAAAUGAGCCGAUUUGCAUCUCGAAGGUAAAGCUUGGCGGUGAUUGCUCGGGCUUCGAGGGGACACCAAUCUGUUAUCAAGGGCAUUGCGUGAAGGGGAGAUGUUUGAAAAAUGAUCCGAUUAAGGAGCAAAUAUUGAAAACUUAUGGGUACUGGUUACCAGAAAACGCGGAUCUUUUCGACACAUGUCCUUUAACAGUCUACGAUCCAUUCUACAAGGAUAUUGGGAUGACGAUUAGAUACAAAAACCCGUUGACGGGUUGCAACAAGAAAUAUUCGCCGAUGACAAAACUUGAGCACGGGUUUUUAUCGAUCAAAAAGAGCAAUCUAAGCGAUUUCACGUGUAGAGCAAGGUGUUACGACUACAAACAUCCGACGAGAUCAAUCCCAAGAAAUUGGACAAAAAUUAAGGAGACUUCGCCAAUGAAAUUCGACUGUGAUUUUGUGCAUGCUGAGUGCAUCGAUGCCCAGGAAAAGAUACUGGACAGCUAUUUGCAUACACAGAUUGUGGAAAAUGAUAAAAGUACGGUCACUCUAUCAACGAAUCUCCCAAAUGGUAAAAUGCCCGAUGUUUAUGUGAUCAUUAUCGACUCUCUUUCAUCAACGCAAGCAAGAAGAACACUUCCCCGAACACUGAGCUUUUUGGAGAGUCAAAUGGGCGGAAUGCAUAUGCAUCAUUUGAAUAAAGUUGGAGAGAACUCUCGCCCAAAUGGUUUUGCCAUAUUGAUGAAUUGGCGAAUUCAAUACAUUCGUCGGCAAGCCUACGGGGGAACUGAUCUGCACACGCUGUACAAUCGGACAAUGUACUGCGAUACGUAUCACGACGAUGAUUUCGUGAUCUUUCGCGAAUUCGAGAAAAUCGGCUACAAAACGAUGUACAAUGACGAUUACUCAUCGGGCAAUGUUUUCACAUGGCCGAAUUGCAAAGGCUUCACAAAGCAUGAAGCAAAUCAUGGUUUUCGCCCAUUUAUCUACGCCUGGGGACAUCACAAACCCCUCCAAGAGCACGUGAACGCAAAAAAUUGUCUGGAAAAAUUCGCACUCCAACUGCAGUAUAUCUCGAAAUUUGUCAACUCUUAUAAUGGAACGAAUAAAUUCGUGCUAGAUUGGAUGACAGCGUUGAGCCACGACGAUCCGAAUGAUCUCUUUCAUGCGGAUGAAGCCUAUGAGAGUUUCUUCCGAACGAAUCAGAAAAAGUUUGAGAAUGCUUUCAUCUUUUUCAUGGGCGAUCACGGGCCAAGAUUUGGAGCGGUUCCAAGGACAAAGCUGGGUCGACGAGAGCUGAAAAACCCGCUUCUGCACAUGACUGUACCAAAAUGGUUACGAAGCAGUGAACAGUUAAUGUCGAAUCUCCGAGAAAACUCAUUAAAACUCCUCACUCAAUACGAUGUUUUUGCGACACUUGUCGAUAUUUUGAAGUACUCACCCCAAUCGAAUUACACUGAUUUCUCGUUUAUUCCAAUGGAUGAGUCAAAAAUCAACAAUGGCACCUCAAUUCUGCGUCCACUUGGCCCAUUCUCACAUCGAAAUUGUCGAAAUAUACCCACUGAUGCAUCGUAUUGUUUAUGUGAAUAUCGAAAGGAGGGAAUCAGUGAUUCGAAAUUGCAAAAGGUUAUGGGAAAUCUUUUGGUGAAUGCGAUAAACAAUGAGUUCAUUGAGAAGAAUUUGACGGCGUUGUGUAGAGAACUCGAGUUGGAUAAGGUGAUAGCCGCUAAUUCCUAUGUGCCGAUCGAGAAGACUUUCCUCUACGAGAUUGUGAUUAAAACGAAGCCGGGUGGCGGAGAGUUCAGUAGUGUACUCAAAUCCUCAAACUCAAUCGAUUUCGUGUUGAAGGGUGACAUUCUACGAAUUAAUUCUUAUGGAAAAGCGGGUGAUUGUGUGGCGAAUAGUUUCUCUGAGAUGCGUCCACUUUGCCUAUGUUUCGAUUAUAAGCCACCACCAAAAAAAGGAAAGCAU